Molecule: messenger RNA, 1163 nt
Organism: Solanum dulcamara
Lineage: Eukaryota; Viridiplantae; Streptophyta; Magnoliopsida; Solanales; Solanaceae
Product: gamma-interferon-responsive lysosomal thiol protein-like
Exons: 5
Coding region: 87-848 (253 amino acids)
Molecular function (GO): oxidoreductase activity, acting on a sulfur group of donors, disulfide as acceptor
Source: RefSeq, a predicted model, not a curated record
UUUUUUUUGCUUAAUCCUCAAAUUCACAAUCUUGAAAUAACCUCACAAAUUAAUUUCCUUUUCCCAAAUUCCAUCAUCUAAAAAAAAUGGGUUUUUCUUUUCAAAAAAAUGUAACUUUUUUUCUAGUUUGCUUGCUAUGUUUCACCCAAUUUUCUUCAAUUUCUUGUGAGAAAAAAGUUUCCUUGGCUUUGUAUUAUGAAAGCCUCUGUCCUUUCUGUUCCAAUUUCAUUGUUAAUUACUUACCUAAGAUUUUCAAGAAUGGGAUUAUUGAUAUUGUUGAUCUUAAACUUGUUCCAUGGGGAAAUACUAGGCUUCAACCAAACAACACCUUCAAAUGCCAGCAUGGAAAAGCUGAAUGCUUUCUGGAUAUUGUAGAGGCGUGUGCAAUUGAUGCCUGGCCAGAUUUGAAUGAACACUUUCCCUUCAUUUACUGUGUGGAAAGUCUGGUCUACCAUAAGAACUAUACCCAGUGGGAAACAUGUUUUGAAAAACUGAAUUUGAAGAAAAAGCCUGUUACUGAUUGUGUCGUCAGUGGGCGAGGGAAAGAGCUCGAACUACAGUAUGCGGCUGAGACGAAUGCCCUUCAACCUCCACAUAAAUAUGUACCAUGGGUUGUUGUUGAUGGCCAACCACUUUAUGACGACUACACGAACUUCAUAACCUACAUCUGCAAAGCGUACAAAGGAACUGCUCCUGUCCCCAGUUGCAGCUCAUCCAUCAACGUCAUUAAAAUGGGACGGAAAUUUAAACCUUUCUGUUUAAAGCAGGCAGCCAUUUCCAAGUUAUCAACUGUAAGUUCGGCUAUUACAUCAUGGUUGAACCGAGGUAAGCUCACUGCAUCUGUAUAAUACAAUAGAGCUUCGUGGUGCAGACAAACGUGAAACGACGUUCAUUUUAUGAAAUGAUGAGAUACUGUACAUGGUUGAACCGCGGUAAGCUCACUGCAUCUGUAUAAUACAAUAAAGCUUCGUGGUGCAGACAAACGUGAAACGACGUUCGUUUUAUGAAAUGAUGAGAUACUGUAGUUGGUUUAUGCAGUUGUAAUAUGGAUGAUAAUGAAGAAGAUGCUAAGUUCUCUAAUCAGCUGUUGAUAGAGGAAAUGUUGUAAUGUGAGAAUUUGGUUCAAUUUGGGAUGUGGAUAUAGAAAGUAUGGGUUUUUAUAA